AUCAGGCUGGUGUCACAUGGUUUAUGUUUGCGGUCACUUCAGAAACCUCUGUUGCACACAGUUACGAUGAAAGUGUUUCAGGCUUCAUUUGUAAAAUACUGAAAACUACAGAGGGACGCUAAAUCAUAAAGGGGCAGUGAUACUAUGGAAAUACCAGCCAUAAAUCUCAAGGCCAUCGUGUUGGUUCACUGGUUACUGACAGUCUGGGCAUGUUUUAUCAGCUGGCUUCCUACUUCCUAUGUGUUGGGUAACAUGAGUGUACUUGCAGUGGGAGUGUGGGCCAUUGCACAAAGAGACUCCAUAGACGCUGUAUUAAUGUUCUUGAUUGGGUUGGCAGUUACCAUCCUGACUGACAUUGUACACUUUGGGCUGUACUAUGCAGUGGGUGAAAUCCAAUAUAAAAACCUGCCACUAUUCCACUUUAGUGGGGGAAUGGCCAUUAUGAGCCUGUUGCUCAAACCUGUUUCCUGCUUCUUUGUCUACCAGAUGUACCGUGAGCGGGGUGGUGAAUACAACGUCAACUUUGGUUUUCCAAGGAUAACUCGAAACAGAGAUGCCUACCAGUCCAUUGACCACCAGGAACAGUCUGGCAUCUCUGCCAGCACCUACAACCAAGCUGAGGCUGGCAAACCUGGGCCACCUUCCUACUGAACAAAGAGAAACUUUCUUUGCUGCCAAGGCCAUAAUGAAUUACAAAAUUUUUGUUUGGGUUAUGUUUUAUAUAUAUAUAAAACACAAAAAAGCUUUGACCAAACUAUUUAAAAAGCUUUACAUUUGUUUGUUUUUUGAGGUUUGUAAAGCUCAUAAUGUGCAGUUUCAUCUUAGUUCUUCUGAAGCUGUAUUUUGGGGUGUUUGGCAGCUCUCCAAGUGCCCAUCUGUUACUAUUGGUCAAUUAUUACUUCUUUUCCGAGAUUGUAAUACUAUAGUUUUCUACAUUUAUUUGCUUCAUUUAUUAUUUGAUUCAUUCAUUUUGGUCUGCAGUGGGACUACAACAUUUUUUUCUGUUAAUACUUAGAGGAUUUGAAAGAUUCUUUUAAAGCACAUGACAUGCAAUCUGUUUUAUAUUUAUAUAGUACAAUUCAAUAGAUUGGUCAUGCACUAGAUUAUUUAUUUGGUAAGUUUGGUAAUGUUAAAACAGUGGAUUUACUAAUUUUGAGAAAUUCAAAUAUUUGGUAUAGUAUUUGAUAUAAGAAUGUAUUUAGAUACAAACAGUUAUGUAAAUGAGUGUUAAGCACUCAUUAAGCACAUGUUAAGCAAUGUUAACUUGUAAAGACUGUAUUGACUUUUAAAACAAAUGCUGAUAUCAGUGUACCAGUAUUAAUUGAUUUGUAACAAAAUUAAUUUAUCUGUUAUGUUCCAUAUUAUUCUUACUGUGCUUUACAUUAAAGAUUAUAUCAGAGAAAAGACAAUUCUGCCAUUAGUUAAUCAAGUAUUGUUGUAUCAGUGAAUGGAGAACAUCAGUUUUGCAUUCCAUGUUCAAAGUCAUAUAAAAUUACUUUAACAAGCAUUUAAAUUUUGGGUGAGCUAUUCCUUAACACUACUUUGAGGGUUAUUUUAACAGCUUCAGAAGACAAUUUUGAAAUCAAGUAUUUCUCUGUCUUUCUUUACAUCUGUUCAGUGCUAUUACUGUCCCUUGCAUGUCAGUUUGGCUCAAUCUGUUGGGUCAAACAUCUUGAACACAUUAAAGUUACAUCAGAUUGACCACA
Puntigrus tetrazona (Sumatra barb) is the source of this 1706-nucleotide messenger RNA. Its product is annotated as angiotensin II receptor-associated protein. The record is from RefSeq and is a predicted model, not a curated record. Gene Ontology annotation, cellular component: plasma membrane. NCBI's taxonomy places the organism in Eukaryota, Metazoa, Chordata, Actinopteri, Cypriniformes, Cyprinidae. Bases 145 to 651 code for a protein of 168 amino acids. Gene Ontology annotation, biological process: angiotensin-activated signaling pathway; regulation of blood pressure. The transcript is spliced from 5 exons.